CGAAGGCACGCUUGCGCCAUGCAGGUGUGCUUUGCAGGUCGUUGCUGCCAGCGCAUACAACGUGAAGAACCGUAGCUAUAGCAAGGCACGACGCCUGGUGAGAGCCAUGCUAACCGAAAUUGUGCUCGUGGUGUCGGCACUGCCACUGCUGGGCGUGGCCAUCGACCAGUCCGAGUUGGAGGUCACCAGAUUGCCGGGACUCCGUGAACGCAUAAACUUCAGGCACUACUCGGGUUUUCUGAACGCCGCCGAAGGUCGACAGCUUCACUAUUGGUUCAUGGAAAGCCAGCGGUCUCCGUCUGACGACCCCGUCUUGCUGUGGAUGAAUGGAGGACCAGGAUGUAGCUCGCUCAUUGGUGCUACCAUGGAGCUGGGCCCGUUCCGCAUUGACCCUCUGGGCGUGAAGCUAACCAUAAACCCAUUCAGCUGGAACAAGGUUGCAAACGUGAUAUUCCUCGAGGCACCGGCUGGUACCGGUUACUCGUACGACCCCACCGGGAGCAUCAGUACUGACGACAACAAGGCCACCGAAGACAACUACCAGGCCAUACAGGAUUUCUUCUCCAAGUUCCCGCAGUUCAGAAAAAAUGAGUUUUACGUGACGGGUGAAAGCUUCGCCGGCGUCUUCGUUCCUCUCCUGACACAACGCCUUCUCCUCUCGAAUCCACUUGGAAUAAACCUGAAGGUGAACGUCGGGUACGGCAUCGUUCUCGGUAGUGGCUUGAACGUGUACAACCUGUACGAGCCAUGCGACACCACCAAACAACCACGGGAGCUUCUCUCGAGGCGUUACCCGGAGAUGAGUCAGUACGCAAAGCAGCAGCUGCUGAUCAAGAUGCGAAGCGUGCGAAGCACGGACCUGUUCGAGACCCCGAAUUGCCAGAACAUGGACAACUUGCAGCUGUACUUCAAUAGACGUGACGUCAUCAAAGCAUUGCACGUUGAACAGUCUCCCCAUAUGUGGCUGCCGUGCAGUAAGACCCUAAACUACACCCAGCAGUACCUGACUAUGCGUGAAGUGGUGCAACAACUAGCCGAAUCUGGGCGUCUCAGAGGCCUCGUUUAUCACGGCGACGUGGACAUGGCAUGCCCGUUUCUCGGGGGCGACUGGUUCGUACGCAGCUUGGGAUACGAGGCAACGUCUCAGUAG
This is a messenger RNA of Dermacentor andersoni, 1150 nucleotides long. The record is from RefSeq and is a predicted model, not a curated record. Lineage: Eukaryota; Metazoa; Arthropoda; Arachnida; Ixodida; Ixodidae.